UUUCGCGACGUCGCGACGCCACAACUCGUCCAAAUCUGCAUCUUGGUACACUUCUAACAUCUCUUUGGUGCGGUGCCGGUUUAUCACCACUAUUUUUGUGACAUGUGUGGAGUUUAAGGUGUUUGCACGGUUUUUUUUUUUGGUGAUUCGAUUGUAUUCAAUUUUACGAUGGGCUGUGGUGGUGUUAAAAUGAUGCUGUGGAGGUUGUUCGUGACGCUGUGCCUGUUGGAUUUGGAGCGAUCAGGGGUGACGUCCCUUCACAUAGUCGAUUUCCGGGUGCCGUCGCUGGUCGUCCGGAAUCAGAACGUCCGGCUGGAGUGCACGUACGACAUGGACGGCGAGAUACUCUACUCGGUCAAAUGGUACAAGGACGGUCAGGAGUUUUAUCGUUUCGUUCCGAGGGAUCAUCCCCAGACCCAAUGGUUUUCGCAAAUGGGAGUCACUGUUGACAUGCAUAAUUCAACGGACACCGCCGUCGUUUUGCAAUCGGUCCAGCUCACAACAACCGGAACCUACAAGUGCGAAGUAUCCGGUGAGGCACCGUUUUUCGAGACCGUCGCCGAACGCUCCCAAAUGGUGGUCGUUGCACUGCCGGACGAGGGUCCGAAAAUAACUGGCGGCAAGGUGAGGUAUCAGAUCGGGGACAUGGUGAGGGUGAACUGCACGUCCGGCAGGUCCAAGCCUGCCGUCCAGCUCAAUUGGAUGAUCAACGGCGAGCCGGCCGAUCCCAAGUUUUUGCGGGGACCCGAAACGAUAACAACCGGCAGGGAAGGACUCGAAACCACCAUCUUAGGAUUGGAGUUCGCGGCAAAGCACAAGCACUUCAAGAAGGGCAACAUGAAGCUGAAGUGUUUGGCGACGAUAUCAUCUCUAUAUUUGGUCAGCAACGAAGAGAGCGCGGAGGGUGAGAGGCCGCAGAAGGCGUCGGUGUUAGAGAGUCGUGGCACCGUUGCUCCCUCCGGCUCGCGGGCGGACAGAGUACAAGCUGCCAACAGUCCUGCAAACCUGCUUCCACAUCUCUCAUUGGUGCUGGUGAGUUACUGCCUAGUUCUCCUGACAACGAGCUAAGCGAUCGGCUCCACCGAUCCAGCAGCAAAGAUGUAAAAGCCAAAGACACUUAGUGAGUGACGACAAAAAUCUAUAAUAGGUUUUCAUCCUUUUUUCAUAACCUAAAAAAAAAGUAACUUAAAAAGUUUAAUCCCGAUACUUAAAACGCUAUUUUACAAAUAUUUUUCGAGACGUGCGCAUCGCGAUGCUGCCAGCUUUGUACAUUCCCGCCUGUAAAUUUUAAUCGGUGUUUUCGGUUUUUUACGGUUCAUUGUGAACGUAGUUUCGAAUGGCACUAAUUUGUUGUAAUAUCGAUCAUUUGGCCGAACGUUUCGAUCGUCCGAACGGCGAACAACGUAUCAAUUGAAUCAGUUCGAGAAUAUAUUUUUGUAUAUAAGGCACAUUUUUCCGGUUUUGGGUUCCGACGAUCGAAAUCCUAACGGCAGUUCGAUUAACUGAGUUGCAUUUAUUAAAUAAAACUGAGUUUAAGACGUGUUUUUUCCAUUAGCAUUUGUCCCAAAUAGUAUAAUUAAUGCUUGAACCUAUCCGAGAUUCCGAUCGUGCGUUAAAAUUUUUAUUGAUAAAUAUUGUAGAUAUAUCGAUUGUUUGAAACAUUUUUAUAGUCUAUUAUGAAUACGUGAUUUUGUUCAGGCGGUCGGAAUAUUCGGGUCGACGAUCCUUCAUAUUUCUCAUGUACAUAUCUACAUUUUUCAAUGUUAUAACAAUCAUAUAAUUCUAGUCGUCAAUUUGGGACUUAGAACAUUUCUAAUCUAAUGAUGUAUUAUGUAUACAUAGAAUAUUAUGCGUGUUUAUAAGCUUGGUUAUCCUGUAAUAAUGAAAAAAUAGUCAAUUCGGUGAUGAAAUUUAUUGAAAAAUUCACAUAUUCGCAGUUUCAUUCUUGAGUAAAUCAAUAAAAUAUAAAUAUCGUCUCAUAAAUUAUUUCAUCCCCGAGCCAUCAAUAACAAACAGGAACACACAUAUAUCGCAUUCAUAUCGUGACAUUAUCACUCACCAUAUCAUUCAUCAGUACAAAUCAAACGAAAAUCAAGCUUAUAAAUUAUUUAAGCACUGACUGUAUUUUAUAAAUUUUAAUGAGAACCUAAUCAUAUAUUAAUGUACUAUACCAGAUAUAAAGCUAGUCUAUUUAUUUAAAAAAAAAUGAACGUUUUAAAUCCAAACUUGUUGGUUGAAUUUUGAAAUAUUUUAGAUAUUAGGUAUAAAAAAGGCUUGACGAUAAUUUUAUUAUUGUGAAAUAUUUCUGUUAAUCGGUUUAAUACAACAUCAUUGAUUUUACUGUAGCAAUUUUUGUACAUUAUUCGAACGAUAUGAUUGUAUUAGAUAGAUUAAAGAUUUAAAGAAGUCCCUGUGAUCAAACAUAACAAAAAAAAAAUGAGGAGUAUUGGCGUGUUAAAGAGAGGAUUAGAUAUUAAGAAUAAAUGUGUAAUUACGACGACGUAAUAAAAUACGGCAUCUCAAUCUUCCAUUCAUUGCUGUUGAGGUGUUCUGUUUUAUUUAGCCAAGGACUUUCAUGUGAAUAAAAAAUGUGCUGAAACUGUGAAAACUGUAGAAGAAAACUGUUCGGAUUUGUUGUGGACGUUUUUUUAAAUAGUUGUGACAGUUUCAGGUUUAAAUUAAAUGUAUAUAUUGAAAUUGUAUAAUUGCUGUAGUACUAAUUACGACAGUUGUUUGGCUCAAAUCGAUCUGGCAGACGUUCGAUUUGGGUCUGCUCCUACUUUACAUUAAAUGUACUUUAUUUUAUGAAAAUAAAUAAAAAGUGACUCA
Messenger RNA from Aethina tumida (small hive beetle), 2829 nucleotides. RefSeq lists its product as uncharacterized. The transcript has 6 exons. NCBI's taxonomy places the organism in Eukaryota, Metazoa, Arthropoda, Insecta, Coleoptera, Nitidulidae. The coding region runs from base 169 to 1068 and encodes 299 amino acids. The record is from RefSeq and is a predicted model, not a curated record.